AUGCCGGAGACCGACAACCCCACCAAGCACGACGUCGAGGAGACCCGGCCGAGCGUGGGCGUCGCCGAGCUUUCGGACGGCCAGUACCACGAACUGGCCGACGGCUACCUGGAGGCUGUUCAGUCCAAGUUCGAACAGCUCCAAGACACGCGAGAGGACAUUGACAUCGAGUACUCGUCGGGCGUCAUGACCAUCAACGUCGCAGACAAGGGCACAUACGUCAUCAACAAGCAGCCCCCAAACAAGCAGAUCUGGCUGUCGAGCCCCGUCUCCGGCCCCAAACGAUACGACUGGUGCAUCAUCGGCGAGGGCCAGGGGGAGAAGGAGGGCACCGGCUCGGGGCGCUGGAUCUACACCCGCGACGGCGUCAGCCUGAGCGACCUGAUCCUCCAAGAGCUGGAUAUUGUCAUUGAGGAGCCCGCGACGAGCUAG
Metarhizium album ARSEF 1941 is the source of this 432-nucleotide messenger RNA. RefSeq names its product mitochondrial iron uptake protein. Bases 1 to 432 code for a protein of 143 amino acids. The record is from RefSeq and is a predicted model, not a curated record. Gene Ontology annotation, biological process: intracellular iron ion homeostasis; iron incorporation into metallo-sulfur cluster. Gene Ontology annotation, molecular function: ferroxidase activity; ferrous iron binding; iron chaperone activity. The transcript has 2 exons. Gene Ontology annotation, cellular component: mitochondrion. NCBI's taxonomy places the organism in Eukaryota, Fungi, Ascomycota, Sordariomycetes, Hypocreales, Clavicipitaceae.